AUGGAGAAGGUAACACUGCAGAAGCACUAUGAGGCUCUGAGCCAGGAUCCAGAAAACCUGGAAAUUCGGAAGUCAAAGUCAUGUCGGAAGCGAGGCUGGGCUUUGCUGCUCUGCACUGUGCUUGCCGGUGGCUGGUUCCUCAACCCGCACUGUCACCAUGUUCACCGUGUUCCUAGCAUUGAGGAAAGAGUGCAUAACAUCUUGACUCAAACACCGCUGAUUGAUGGUCAUGAUGACUUCCCUAUCUUUAUCCGAUCGGUCUUUCAUAAUCACAUUCAUGGUGCCAAUUUUACGGACGCCUUUCUUAAUGGCACACUUCCCGCCCAUGUAGACCUGCCUCGUCUGAAGCGUGGUCAUGUUGGUGGCACCUUUUGGAGUGUUUUUGUUCCCUGUCCUACCGAUUGGACGGACUUUUCUGAUGAAACAUAUGCGCCUAGUAUACGUCAAACUAUGGAACAAGUUGACUUGAUGUCUCGUGUUCAGCAGACUUUUCCCGAAGUCUUUUCAACUCCGCCGAAUGGCACUACCGCUCUGAGCGCUUUCCAGGAGGGAAAGAUUAUUUCUCCCCUCGGUAUAGAAGGGCUGCACUCAAUCGGCAAUUCUCUGUCGCAUCUUCGCAUUUUCUACGAACUGGGAGUCUCCUAUGCAACGUUGACUCACAAUUGCCACAAUCGCUAUGCCGACGCCGCGGUUGUUGAACUGUCAGGUGGUGGGGUGAAGAAGUCCGAACCGUUGUGGCACGGAGUCAGUCCGGCGGGCCAAAACGUGGUCUACGAAAUGAACCGACUCGGUAUGAUUGUUGACCUGGCCCAUGUGAGCGUGGAUACCAUGCGUGAUGUGCUGGGUGCCGGCAAGACCGAGUGGACCGGAAGUCAGGCUCCGAUCAUCUUCAGCCAUAGCUCGGCCUAUGCGUUGUGCCCGCAUCCGCGCAAUGUACCCGAUGAUGUCCUUGAACUGGUGCGGCAGAAGAACUCGGUCGUCAUGGUUAACUUUUCGCCUGAUUUCAUCUCCUGUGUGGAUUCGGGCCGCGCCGAUGGUAUCCCGGGUGCUGAUCCAGAGCACGCUACCCUCGAGCGCGUCGCGGAUCAUAUCAUGCACAUCGGGACUAUCGCGGGCUUCGACCAUGUCGGCCUUGGAAGUGAUUUUGACGGUAUCCCGACAGUACCUCGGGGACUGGAAGAUGUAUCCAACUUCCCGGCUCUGAUUGCGGAGCUCCUACGCCGAGGAUUGAGUGAUGAGGAUGCUGCCAAGGUAGCCGGUGGCAAUUUGUUACGUGUGUGGAGAGAUGUUGACCAAGUAGCCCUCAAGAUGCAGGCUGAAGGUGCGGCUCCCGUGGAAGAUGACUCCCAGACGAUCUAG
Molecule: messenger RNA, 1359 nt
Organism: Penicillium longicatenatum
Lineage: Eukaryota; Fungi; Ascomycota; Eurotiomycetes; Eurotiales; Aspergillaceae
Product: dipeptidase
Exons: 3
Coding region: 1-1359 (452 amino acids)
Biological process (GO): proteolysis
Molecular function (GO): metallodipeptidase activity
Source: RefSeq, a predicted model, not a curated record